AUGCUACGUCCCAGAAUACUUGAGAUGUUGCACGAAGGCAUGUCGGCAAUGAAAGCAGUUGCGCGAAGCUAUUUUUGGUGGCCUGGUUUAGAUGAAAAUAUAGAAAUGUUAGUCAGACGUUGUGAAAAGUGUGCAUGUAACAAAAAGAAUCCUUCAGUAGCGGCAGGUAAACCAUGGCCAGCAACGCUAAGGCCAUGGUCCCGGUUACAUAUUGAUUAUGCGGGACCCUUUAUGGGUACAAAUUUUUUUAUCGUCGUAGAUGCUCAUAGCAAGUGGGUAGAGGUAAAAAUAACCAGUACAAUAAAUGCGAUUAGAACAAUCGAGUUAAUGAGAGAAAUAUUUGCAACACACGGAAUACCAGAUACCAUUGUGUCCGAUAAUGGGCGAACGUUUGUGUCAGAAGAAUUUGAGAAAUAUUUAAAACUUAGCGGUAUAAAGCACAUACAUAUGGCACCGUAUCAUCCAUCGUCAAACGGGCAAGCAGAAAGGUUUGUACAAACCAUUAAUAAUCACCUUAAGAAAAUGCAGUCUUCAGACAUCAAUAAGAAUUUGGCAAAUAUACUUUUGCAUCUGCGUACAACUCCUAAUGCAAAUUCAAAUUCGAGUCCAGCAAAAAUCUUGAUGGGAAGGAAGUUGAAAACAUUGUUAGAUCAUUUGCACCCCAGUGAUGACAACACUCAGAAGCAGCUAAAUUUUGAUGAGUAUUCGCAGUUUCCAGUGUGGUGA
Teleopsis dalmanni is the source of this 726-nucleotide messenger RNA. RefSeq lists its product as uncharacterized. Bases 1 to 726 code for a protein of 241 amino acids. The record is from RefSeq and is a predicted model, not a curated record. Gene Ontology annotation, molecular function: nucleic acid binding. Lineage: Eukaryota; Metazoa; Arthropoda; Insecta; Diptera; Diopsidae. The transcript has a single exon. Gene Ontology annotation, biological process: DNA integration.